This is a messenger RNA of Anopheles bellator, 6147 nucleotides long. Its product is annotated as signal-induced proliferation-associated 1-like protein 1. Gene Ontology annotation, biological process: regulation of small GTPase mediated signal transduction; activation of GTPase activity. Gene Ontology annotation, cellular component: cytoplasm. The transcript has 4 exons. The record is from RefSeq and is a predicted model, not a curated record. NCBI's taxonomy places the organism in Eukaryota, Metazoa, Arthropoda, Insecta, Diptera, Culicidae. Gene Ontology annotation, molecular function: protein binding; GTPase activator activity. The coding region runs from base 1 to 5499 and encodes 1832 amino acids.
AUGUAUCAUAGAACCAGAGCUUCCUCCGUCCACUAUCCGAUCGCUAAGAAGACCAAGGAUUCUAGCAAUGGGAUGAUAAACUUGACGGAGGUUGGAGGACCACCACCUCUCAUCGGCGGCGGCGGCGGCGGAUCAGGAGCGGCGCAUCCGCAGCUGAUGCCAGCGCCGGUCAUUACCGGUAACGGCAUCGCAAUGAUGGGCCACCAACAGCAGCAGCAACAACAGCAACAGCAGCAGCAGCAACACCAUCAUCAUACGCCGCUUCAGCAGCCACAGCAUCACCCGCAGCAGCAGCGCAACUCAUCGCAUCAGUUGCCCCCGUCGGGAAUGCAUCUGCCACCGCAACCACCGCCAGGUGUCCACCCAGGGGGGCCUCCACCGCCCCCACAGAACCGUUCAUCCGCCCGCGAACGGACCAUGCACGCGGUCGAGUACUACCGGUCGAAUGUCCGGCGUGCCCGGGUUGACGCCAAUUUGGUGCGGAACUCGCUGCACGAGCGCUACUCGUACGCCCAGCGGCAGAUGGGCGCGUUGGGUCCGGGGCCGACAAAGCUCAGUCCGUCGCAUGGCCACACGGACCACCUGUACCGGAGCAACUCGAGCCUGGAGUUGAUCCACGAUCAUGGCGGCGGACCGGGCCACGAUCAUCUGUCACCGGGUGGUCCGGGAGCUGGCGCCGGGACGAACCUGAGGCGAGAGUACGGCAGCCACGGGUCGAUCGAUGUGAUAUCAUCCGAUCGUCAUCACAAUCAUCACCAUCACCAUCAUCACGGCCAGCCACUGUCGGAGACGCCGGGAGAGAAAUUCCUGUCCAUGCUGCAAGAGUAUCAACCUUUCGGUUUGGUGGACGCCUCGUCGCUGAUCUACUCGCUGAACAAGCAUCACGGUCACAGUCACGCCACCAACGGUGGCACGAACGGUGUGUCCGGAUCGGGCGCUGUCAGCAACGGAGCCGAAGAUGUCGUGGACCGAGGCGGUGCCAACGCUAGUCCGAAGCUGCGCAACAAAUUCCAUCGCCUCUGGUCAUCCAGCACCAGCAGCGCCAAUGGGGCCUCGAACGGCAAACAGUCGCGUUCGCAGCAAGGAUCUACAUCGGGCGCCAGCACCGCGGCCGGCGCUACAUCCUCGCUGGAUGACAGUCAGCUGUGUUUGGGUCUGAACGUGAGUGCGAGUUCCACCACGACGACCGUUUCGUCGGCCGACAUCGAGGAACGGCAGCGAAGACGUGCGUUCGCCCACUUCGACUGCCGCUCGCUGACCGCCAAUCUGGGGUACGCGGCCAAACUGCGCGGUUUUCUGCUGGAACGCCGACGCAACACGACAACGGGUGCAUCGGCCGCUGCCACCUACGGAACGCGCUCGUCCACACCGGACGGUGCCGGCAGUGGUGAGGGCGUGGACGAGGACUACGGUGAUGGGCAGCAGAACGAGCUGCUCGAGAACUGUCCCUUCUUCCGCAACGAGAUCGGUGGCGAAGAGGAGCGCGAAGUGUGCCUGACGCGUAUGCAAGCGGCGGGCACGGGAGCGGCCUCGGGCACAGCCGCCAAGCAGCAGCGAGCGAUCCAUCGACCGGCCCUGGCGUACGGGGUGUCGGUGUUGGAGUGCGGUCCGAACGAAACGCUCUGGAAGGGUAACACGUGCCCGUACCAGCGUGGCAUCCGACCGAUCGAGCAGAUCGACAACGGGGCACUCUAUUACCGGCAGUACUUCUUCGGCCAGGAGCACCAGAACUGGUUCGGCAUGGACGAGCACCUCGGUCCGGUCGCGAUCUCGAUCAAGCGCGAAAAGCUACACCCAAAUCCAACGCAAACGCUCGCCCUGCACGGUUCGGACGUGGCACCGACGACGACCCAUCCGAGCGAACAGUACCUUUACCGGCUGAUCGUGCGCACGUCCGAGCUGCUCACGUUGCGCGGCUCCGUCAUCGAAGACUCGAUCCCGAAUGCGCGCGGGUCCGGCAAGCACGUCAAUACCAAAGAAAUUCUCGAGUACGUCGCGCCGGAAGUGCAGAUCAACUGCCUCCGGCUGGCGGUCAGUACGGCCCAGUGCGAGCAGCAACUGCUGAAACUGGACGAGCAGGGGCUGACCAACAAGUACAAGGUCGGCAUCCUGUACUGCCGGGCGGGCCAGUCGUCCGAGGAGGACAUGUACAACAACGAGGAGGCCGGACCGGCGUUUAACGAGUUUCUCGACACGAUCGGGACGCGCGUCCGGCUGAAGGGUUUCGAGCACUACAAGGCCGGGCUGGACAACAAGACCGACUCGACCGGGACGCACUCGCUGUACGCGACGCACCAGGAGUGUGAGAUUAUGUUCCACGUCUCGACGAUGCUCCCGUUCACGCCCAACAACCGGCAGCAGUUGCUCCGCAAGCGCCACAUCGGGAACGACAUCGUGACGAUCGUGUUCCAGGAACCGGGCGCUCACCCGUUCACGCCGAAGAACAUUCGCAGCCAGUUCCAGCACGUGUUUAUCAUUGUGCGCGCGGUGCAACCGUGCACCGAGCACACGCAGUACCGGGUGGCGGUCUCGCGCUCGAAAGAUGUGCCCGUCUUUGGACCACCGGUCCGGGCGGGGUCACACUUUCCGCGCGGCAAACAGUUUGCCGAGUUUCUGUUGGCCAAAGUGAUCAACGCCGAGAAUGCGGCUCACCGAUCGGUGAAGUUUAUGAUGAUGGCAAUCCGGACACGCCAGGAGUACUUGAAGGAUCUGGCCACCAACUACUGCACGGCCACGGUCGUCGAGACGGGGCAGCGGUUUUCGAUUUUCCCCAGCAAGAAGCGCGAGCGUACGACGAAGCCACGCUUCUCCGGCGACCUGUCGCAGCGGGGUGCGUUCUGCUGGCAGGUGGUCCUGCACGACAGUGGCCAGGCGACGCAAGUGGACUGCUUUCUGGGCAUCUCGGCCGAAACGUUCGUGCUGAUCGAGGAGUGCACGCGGCAGAUCAUCUUCGUUACCCCGUGCAAGGCCAUUCUGGGCUGGUCGACGAGCCAGAAUGCGCUCCGGGUGUACCACCAUCAGGGCGAGUGCGUGACGCUCAACAUGCGCGACACGGGCGAUCGGGACGAGCAGCUGGAGGUGAUCGAGCGGUUGCGUGCGGUCACGAACGGGUGCGGCGCCCUCGAGCUCAGCUUGCGCCGCAACCCGAUGGGCCAGCUUGGGUUCCACGUGCAACCGGAUGGGGUCGUAACGCAGGUGGAAAUAUCGGGCCAAGCGUGGGCCGCCGGUUUGCGCCAGGGCUACCGGUUGGUCGAGAUCUGCAAGGUAGCCGUAGCGACCCUGUCGCACGAUCAGAUGGUCGACCUGCUGAAGACUUCGGCGCAGGUGACGGUGACGGUGAUUGAAUCGUUCGCCGAUUUUGCCCCGCGACGUGGCUGCACGCUGCAGAACUGUCGCUUCAAUGCGAUGAACUACGAGAACGACUACGAAACGAUGCUGCUCGAUGGUGGUGGGAAGCAUGGCGGUAACGGUGGUAGCGGUAACGGUGGUGCUGCCGGCAGUGGCAAAAAGGGUCUUCCCGGUGGACAGUUGCAGUCUUCGGCCAGCCACCGGCGACGGUAUGAGCGCAACUUUUCACCACCACGAUCGAGCAACAGUUCGGGCUACGGCACCGGAAGUAGUAGUCGAUCGUUCACGGCGGCCGCCGCCGCCAGUGGACAACAGUUGGUGACCGGUGGGGGCACUAAUGGAACCAGCAGCAACAACCACACCGAUAUGAUGGGCACACUGACGUCCUCUUCGAGUGGCCACUCGUCGAACGAUGAGCGUUGGUACGAUGUGUUGGAUCCACCGCAGGAAAGUCCCUCGUCGAUGAUGGGCGGAACGGGGCCCCCGAUGAACGAAGUGUCAGCCAACUACCACCAUCCAAAGCUGACGGCAUCGAGCAACUCACUGCCACUGGCCGGAUCGAGCCCACGGCCGCUGUCGUUGCACAACGAAUCCGGAGGAUCGGCGGCAUCGCGAGGAGGCUCAACGCACGCCCUAAACACUGGCCGUGAUAGUUCGGCCAACGUUGCCCUGCUGAAACGGCUCAUCAUUGCCGACACGCCAAACGGUGGCGUUGCGCCGGACGGUGGUCACGUGACGUCCCCACAGCAACACCAGCAGCUGCUUCACCAAGGCUCGGGCCAGUUGCCGCAGGAACCACUGUACAGUAGCUCGCUGAAGAAUCUUUCCAAUCACCAUCUGAGUGCUACGGAGGAGGAAAACCUUUCGCGGCACAACUCCCCGUCACAGCUGAGACGGUCCGCAACGACGACGAACAUUUAUGGCAUCAACGGAAAGAAGCCGACGUCGGGUAGCAGUGCUUCGAGUAGCCGGAACAACAGCCCCCGGCCGAACGGUGAGACCAAGCUCCGCAGCGGUGUUAUGAAGGGACAGCUCCAUCCGCAGCGCAAUAGCGUCAACUACACGGGCAGCACUCUGCAGGAGGAUCUGAUGAAGCUGAUCAACCCGGACUAUAUCGCGAACGAUGACAACUUCAACACUGGAGCAGGCAUGGAGAGGAUGCAGAAAGGGCACCAGAAUAGCCACAGUUUGGGCAAUAUCGCCAGUUUGACGGCCGCCAGCGGACUGAAGCCGAUACCGCAGAAAAGUCGCUCACGGGAGGGAAUCAACCUUGGUUCGAGCCAACAACUCUCGGCGGCAACGAACGGCGUGAAGCUAACCAAUGGCGGAAGCGGUGGCACGAGCAGCCCGAGCGUGACGUCAGGCGAGGAAGAGGUCAUCUUUACGACGGCUCGCCCGGCGACCGUCGUUUCGUCGAACAGCUCCAGCCCGGCCAGUGAGCUGAUGGGCCACAAGCAUCAUCAUCUGCUGAACGAGGAUCAUCUGAAGAUGUCUCCGAAUCGCAGGCAGUACGGUGCCGGUGCAGGAAUCUUGAAGAACGGGGGAUCGCCAGGUAAAAUUCCUCUCCCGGACAUGAAGGAGAUGGAUUGGAGCAGUUUGGUGGACACGGCAACCAAAGCAAUGACACAGUUAUCAGAAACCGUGGCCAAAUCGCACCCGGGAAGUAACGUUUACUACGAUGACAUCAGCCAGGUGCUGAACGGUGUGCAUCACCUUCAGCAACAACAGCAGCAGCAGCAGCAGCAGCAGCAACAGCAACAGCAACAGCAGCAGCAGCAGACGUUGGCGAACGGUGUCAAUGGUGGCGGUAGCAGCAGUAUCAGCGGAACCGGAAGCAGCAUCGGAAGUGGAGUGGACCUUUCAUCGUCUACCCCGAGUUCCGCUUCGCCUGUAUCGACUGGCAGCAGUAGCGCCCAGCAGCAAGCCUUGAUGGCGCUGCAAAACAGCUCCAGUCUGCCUGAGCUGCAGUGCCAAGUGAGCCAGCUGUCCGAUCGGGUACUGCGGGAACAGCGCCGACGCCGCUCGCUGGAGCAUGCCGUGCGCAAGCUGACGGAGGAAAACCGACGCCUGCAGGACGAAAGUCAAGCGGCCGUGCAGCAGUUGCGCCGCUUCACCGAGUGGUUUUUCCAAACGAUCGAUCGACAAUCGUAAAACAAGUCCGAUGUCAACUCGGACAAGCAAGAACAACAAAAACACCAAUCCUAUUCUGUACACACGUGACUCCAAAAUUGUUGCCCGCGGCGGGUCGUGGCACGUGUCUUCCAAAGCGUGAUGAUCUUAUAAAUUCCUUUCGUUCACAUAAAAUGACCAAAAAAGCGUAGGUACGCGAGCGAAACAGUGUUAAACGAAACAUAAAUUUACAAUUUACAAGCACCUACGAGGUGUCUAUACAUUAGAGGGAGCAUCGAAGGCGAGAGCACCAGUAUAAAGUUAAACAUUAUUAUACACCAUCGGAAACGUCGGGCGACGGGACGAAUUUUGUGUGGCGAAUGUUUGGAGACCGUUUUUUCGAUACUUCUUUAUCACUAGACUUAAAGCGCUGUUCGUUCAUAUACCUUAGAUAUAUGUAAUCUACACAUGACACAGCGAAAUCGGGCGGGUGACGACGACGUCCAUUCGACCAGCGAAGCAAUCGUCGCAAACGAUUUGCAAUUUAUGCGACUCAGCAGCAAACACCAACCGUGUAACGUUUAGACUAGUAACUCAUAUUACACCCAGGCCCGCACCAGCGAGUGAAACGAAGAGAUGGCGUAGCCCUAGUAUACGCGCCAUCGCCGUUCAAGACAAAUAAUAUGCCAA